Molecule: messenger RNA, 423 nt
Organism: Cordyceps militaris CM01
Lineage: Eukaryota; Fungi; Ascomycota; Sordariomycetes; Hypocreales; Cordycipitaceae
Product: heat-stable 19 kDa antigen precursor
Exons: 2
Coding region: 1-423 (140 amino acids)
Source: RefSeq, a predicted model, not a curated record
AUGUACAUGCCAUCCAUCCUUGGUCUCGCUGCUCUUGCCAGCACCGCCCUAGGCGUCACCGUUUCGUACGACAGAGGCUUCGACGAUCCUAGCCGCUCCCUCGAAUAUGUCUCGUGCUCCAACGGCGAGCACGGCCUUAUUACGCGCUACCACUGGCAGACACAGGGUCAGAUCCCGUGCUUCCCGCGCAUCGGCGGCGCCCAGGCCGUCUCGGGCUGGAACUCGGCCGCGUGUGGCACCUGCUGGCGGCUGACGUAUAACAACCGCUCCGUCACCAUCCUCGCCAUUGACCGCUCCGUUAAUGGCUUCAAUAUUGGGCUCGAGGCCUUUGAUAAUCUCACGGGCGGCCGCGGGGAGGAGGUUGGCCGCGUCGAGGCGCAGGUGACGCAGGUGGAUGUCAAGGAGUGCAGCCUCCCUUUUUAG